This is a messenger RNA of Colletotrichum karsti, 1548 nucleotides long. Its product is annotated as tachykinin family protein. Lineage: Eukaryota; Fungi; Ascomycota; Sordariomycetes; Glomerellales; Glomerellaceae. The transcript is spliced from 5 exons. Bases 1 to 1548 code for a protein of 515 amino acids. The record is from RefSeq and is a predicted model, not a curated record.
AUGUGUUCAACUCCUCAGUACAAGUUCGUCACCUUCGGCGAUGAAGAGGGCAGCUUCCAGCCUGCCGACAAAGCUACUCGGAGUCAUGCCAUCCGCACGGCGAUCCAAAGGGGUCCAUCCGAAAUAGGCGCCAACACGGCUCUCACAUCCAAGGGUACCAUCACACACAAAUCUCAGCUGAAGGGUCGUUUCAGGCUGUCUGGGACAUCCAGUCGCCCUGCGCAAAAACGCGGGAAACAGGCAACUUCAUCAGAUUCUCGUCCUGCUCAAGCCACCUUUGAAAUCAUACCGCCCUCUCCGCUGCCCCCUUGGAUUCAAAGGCUGGGAAGCGAUAAUGCGGAUCCUUUCAACACAUUGCCCAUUCCGAGCAAUCCCUCCGUGGACUCCCUCGUCAAAUAUUUCAUCACGAGGUUCAAUCUCAAUUCGACCACAACAGACACGCAGAGACCAUGGUUUCCCUACGCCAUGCAGAGCGCUCUCAUCAUGCGUGUAACCUUGUCUUUGGCAGCUGAAUUUCUCAACCAAGCCAUGCCGUUGCUCGAUCUGAGGCUCAAGCGCGAAGGGUAUCGGCAGAAAGGAGAGGCAAUGCGGAUGAUUAGGAACCGUCUGGAAUCUCAAGAGUCUGCUCGGAGUGCAAGCGAGGAUCUCGCGGUUCUUGCCGGCGUGGCCAUGCUCGGCAGUGUCGAAGCGUUUCAGGGCAAUUUCGAUGCGGCGAAUGUCCAUUUGACAGGGCUCUAUGCCAUGAUUGAAGCUCGAGGCGGACCAGACACGAUCAGGCACGACUAUAUUCUUUGUCGCUGCAUCAACUGGAUCGAUAUUCAGGUAGCAUCCGGUCUUGGAAGAAUACCCAAGUUUCCAAUGUUCCAUACCUUGGAUCAGGUGUCUCUGCCAUCGUCAGUCGUGAAUCGUGCAAUGACGCCUUCCUUGCGUCACAUGGACAAACUCGGAGGGCACAACCCCGGCGAGAGCAAUGAACCACGUAAGAUUUUCACGACGCUCAGGCAGGCAAUAUUCUCGCAGGCGGGGUCGGUGUCAGCGGACACGAUCAGAAUUGUCAUGAACACGGCAGACAGUUCGAUUCUGCAGUUUCUCUACGUGGAGCGCCGGAGCGCCACGCCAGUCCAGAAACGCUUCCUCGUCCUCGUCUCGGCCGCGCAGGUCUUCCUCUACGCCGUCCUGCGCGAGAUUCCCACAACCGGGCACAUGGUCCGCAUUCUCGUGGCGAGGUUGCGCGCCGCGCUGGACGAUGCGGAUUCGAUCGCCCUCGUCUGGGUCUCCCAUGACGCCACUCUGAUGUGGGUGCUCUUCGUUGGUAUCGUCGGCUCCGGAACAACGGAGGACCGCCAGUGGUUCACAUGUCGUCUCCACGACGUCUUGGACAGAGCCAGAGACAUCUUGCCACCGGAUCGAUGCGACCGACAAAGUCUGCAGCAGUUGCUCGCCGGCUUUCUUUGGCUGGACAGAUUUUGCCUGCCGGUGCUGGACGAGAUCUGGGUCCAGUGGGAGCGCAAUAGCACACAGGAGCAGCUCAACAAAGCAGUCAAAUGA